CCCCGAGCUACCGGCUCAUUGACCGACUCAUUUCGAAAUCCGCCUGGACCAACACGCCAUGGGUGGCAAUCUCUCGACGAAACACGCCAAGACGAUCUUCGUCACACCGGACGGCGCGAUCGGCAUCACGUACGCUUACGCGCAAGAAUACGCCAAGCACAUGCCGUUCGAAAUCAAGAUGCCUGUGCUCACGCCCCGUCACGUUGCGCUCAUCAAGCAAAACUGGUCGGCCAUUUGCCGCGGCACAAACGCCUUCGACUCGACCAAGCACGGCUCGCCAGACAAGUUCUUUCACCGCACGUUCUACUCGCUUCUGUUUGCUGUCAUGCCGUCCCUUCGCUGCAUUUUCCGUUCGAGUUUGACGCUUCAAGGCAAAUCGCUGGCGUCGAUCAUCAAGGUGAUGACGGGCGUUAUGUCGACCAGCAACAUCGUUGAGCGAAUGCAGACGCUCGCGGAGGGCCACCUCAAGUUUGGUGUGCGUAAAGAUGAUUACACGACGAUGGGGGUCACUCUCAUCCGCACGUUGGAAGUGAUCAGUGGCAGCAUCUGGACGAAAGAAGUCAAGGAAGCGUACUUGACUGCGUACUGCUUUCUGUACUACCUCCUGCUACCUGUCAUUGCCAAACGCGCCCCCGAACCUGCGCAGGAAUCGUUGCCGUGCACAGUGUCGGCCAUUGAGGUCGUCGCGCCCAACGCGCGCCGCCUGACCCUCAACUAUGACUUUCCCCUGCGUUUCCAGCCCGGGGACGGCGUCCUUCUUGGUGCAGGCGACACCAAGCGCUGCUUCCCCAUUGCGUCCUUCCAUACCAAGCCCACACAUACGCUCGACAUUGUCGUCGACCUCACAACGUCCGACUGGCUGUGCCGUCAAGCAAUUGGGUCCAAGUUGCGGCUCUUUUGGAUCGAAUCGCACGUAAACUUUGAGAUCGACACCCCCGACAGUCUCCCUACCAACGUCCUCAUGGUCAGUCACGGGAUCGGGUGUGCUCCGUUUGUGGCCAUGAUGCAAGGUCUGCGCAGUGUCCGCGACGUGUACAACGGCCAUGUCGUGGCACUGCAGUGCGCCGACUCGAUCGAAGACGUCGAAGCGUUCCAGUGCCCUCAAGGCGUCGGCGACUACCCCAUCCAUUUCUCGCCUCAAGUGACCCAAGCCAAGCUGCUUGAAAUUGCGCCGUCGCUUCCCCAAUUUGAACUGUACGUGACUGGUCCCCGCGACUUUGUCGCGCAGGUCGAGCGCGAGUACUUGGCGGCCGGCGGACGCAAGCGCGUCCACGUGUAUUCGUUCGACAAGUACAACCGGUAAUUGUGUCACACGCCAAGGAGCCGUCGCUCCUCGCAGGAUGAUUCACGUUAAUUUAUUGCAUUCGUCGUGAGCA
Aphanomyces invadans is the source of this 1376-nucleotide messenger RNA. RefSeq lists its product as hypothetical. NCBI's taxonomy places the organism in Eukaryota, Oomycota, Saprolegniomycetes, Saprolegniales, Verrucalvaceae. Gene Ontology annotation, cellular component: intracellular anatomical structure. Gene Ontology annotation, molecular function: heme binding; oxygen binding; FAD binding. The transcript has a single exon. The coding region runs from base 59 to 1303 and encodes 414 amino acids. The record is from RefSeq and is a predicted model, not a curated record. Gene Ontology annotation, biological process: nitric oxide catabolic process; cellular response to nitrosative stress.